AAUGAAACAUUCGGGAUCUAUUACAUCUAGAAUACAUGAAUCAAGUUUGAUGGACUCAAUUUUAGAUUCAACCACAGCAAGAUAACCUCAUUCCUUAUGUGAAGAUUCAAUAGCCUUCAUAUUAAUGGCCUAAAGUGCCAAUGACCAUAUAAGAAUUAUAAGAGUAUAAUCAUAUAAUUUAAAUAGAGGAAAUUAUUCAAUCUACUAAAGAAACAAGAAAUAGACUUCGUUAAGGCAUCCAAGAUUUAAGGUUGAGUCUAAAUAAUCUUGAACAUACAUAAUAAAGAGACAUACUUAAUACUGAAUAUGAAAUGACAGUCAAUGUUAAUAAAUUGAAAACUGUAAUAUUUAUUAAUAUAACUACAAGAAUCUAUUUUAACUUAUAUAAGAUUAGAGAGAAUAAAACAAUUAAUUUGAUUAAUAGAUAGUCUCCUUACAAUAAGAUUGUGAUGACAUUGAAUAUCAAAGUAACAAAUUGGAUUAGAAAUUAUAAUACAUGUGUAGUAAAACAGGACAAUAUUAAUAUGUUGAUUAUGAUAACUAUAUUCAAUGA
Molecule: messenger RNA, 553 nt
Organism: Paramecium pentaurelia
Lineage: Eukaryota; Ciliophora; Oligohymenophorea; Peniculida; Parameciidae
Source: the annotation of a GenBank genome assembly